GUGAAAAUGUUCGGAUUGCGGACUAUGCAGGGCCAAUUCAAUAAUACUUAAGCGAGAUAAAGAUAAAGCAUUAUUGGCUCAUUGGUUCAUUGGUCAAAAAGUGAAUUUAUCCAUCAGGCUCUUUCAGCCUCGAUAGCCUUGUCUGGUUCUAAACUCUGGGGCGGCCUGGGGAAAUUGUGUCGACUUAAUUAUAAUAGAGAGGUUUCACAAGCCGGAGUCCGAUUCAUUCAUAUCAAAAAUUGAAUGCCAUCUAUUACUCUACCUAUACUUGGGGAAGGAACUGAACAUUGGAAGAGGCCAUCUCCACAUAAUACCAACAAUACGGUCUCAUAAAAGUACCUACUCAUGAUAUGAGCACUAUCUGAUUUUCACCAACACGCUCUUGAACUCAUUUACCAGAAUAAAAUCUCACCGCGGAAAAUCUCCCUUGUCUUGAUCUCCCCCAAAAAGUAUACCACAAUAAGCAAAAGCUUACCUUGCACUCCUUGGUGUAAGACAAGACAAGACUUUCCCUCCGUACUUCGGCCUCCCCAAACUCAAUCCUUGCCAAAUCAUCAUGCAUGAGCUAUUCCUCUCAGCAUCAGUGGAUAGCGAAGAUGUCUCUCGUGCUCUGCGGAUAUUACAAGGCUAUUGUGGUAUGAUACCACAGCCAUUUAUUCGACGACGAUUAGUAUUCGAAGGUCCUCGGAGUCGGUCCAAUCUGAAAGGCCUUGACCCUUCCUUUCUCAAAAAGCAACCGCCGAAUAAACACUUUUGGUGGAAGAAUCUUAAUGAUCAGCUGAUUCGUCAAUCUUAUGUUCUUACUCUUAUAUAUGAUGUUGAUAAAAGUCAAUUUGGUCAGCCAGCAAAGGAGCUUGGUAGUGGAAAGGAUAAAACGUAAGUACUUUCCAUGGCUGACAUGCCUAAGAAUGUGAUGGUCCUUCAAAGCUCCCCAUACCUCCGUUAAUGGUUAUUAACUAGAAAUAGGGGCCUCCUGCCAUGUGAUGAGGUUCCAGGUACUUUGCGAUGGAAUGAUCUCCCAGAUCCAGCAAAUGCCGCCAUCGUGAAUAGCAGGAUGUUCAUUGCGAUUGACAAUGAAAAGUCAUUGUGUAAACUUCUACAAGACAGCAAUCACCGGUACGUUUAAUCACUACUAAAUAGUCAUCCCGGUCAUUAAACAUCCAUCCAAUAGAUUCACGCGAGAGGUUAUUCAAGAAUGUCACCGGACAGUUCACAACAAUAUAGUUUUCACACUGAGUCGUUACUUUGAAAUCCCUUCCGAGUUUCAAGAAGUUGAUGGCAAUUCCCGCCCUAAGGUGAACAGUAGGUUGCCACCAUUUGAAUUGUUGGAACCAUUUGAUGCUGAAGACAAAUGGAUUCUCACUGCUAGUGUGGAGGUUCAGAAUGGAAGCGAUCCUGAUCAUAUGAAGAGUGCAAUGGCGGAAUUAUCGGGAGUACAAGAGGAAUUUAGAGGAUGUUUUGCUUUAAAAGCAGCAGAUAGGCAUACCUUUGAUACUAAAGUAAAAGUCCAGUCUUGAGGGACAUGUCCGGUAAGAUACUACUAUGGUCAGAUGAACGAGGGGUUGCCUUGAGCCGCUUCGCCUGGGAUAGGAAUGCAUUUUCAAGAAAUCGUGGUUUGCGGCUAUGGUUGUACAUCAUGCGUAGAGGCCAUAAUGAA
This is a messenger RNA of Sclerotinia trifoliorum, 1657 nucleotides long. The record is from the annotation of a GenBank genome assembly. NCBI's taxonomy places the organism in Eukaryota, Fungi, Ascomycota, Leotiomycetes, Helotiales, Sclerotiniaceae.